Molecule: messenger RNA, 346 nt
Organism: Staurois parvus
Lineage: Eukaryota; Metazoa; Chordata; Amphibia; Anura; Ranidae
Source: the annotation of a GenBank genome assembly
AAUAGGACCAUAGCCUCUCUACAUUGAAGCCCACCUAAUAAGAGGCCACAUAAAUGCGUACUUCCGGUGGGAAGUGGUUAAAAAACCCUCACUUUUCAGUCACACUUAUGCUUCAACGGGAUGUUGAUGACAUUAUCAUGGGCUUAAUGUGCCCUUACCCAUGAUCAGGGGCAGACUGACAACUCAUGGGGCCCCCCGGGCAAUAGGGGAUCAUGGGGCCCCUGUGUCCUUGCCCAAACUCAAAAGAGCCUAUGAAAAAGGUACCAGGGGCAUCUCAUGGGGCCCCCUACUGACCCCGGGCCCUCGGGCAGUGCCCGAGUUCUCCAAAUGGUCAGUCCGCCCCUGC